AUGUGUUGGCCGAAGCCGAUCACGAGGUUCACACGUGCAAUCAUGGUCACGCUGAGCAUCAAGUUGUCCUCGAGCUCGUUUGAUGAGAUACUGGGCAAGAGACUUCGAGGGAACGAGGACGUGGAAAUGUCCGACGGUCUUGAACAGGUCUGCGAUGAUUCCGGUGCUGCUGUCAUGGAAGUGGAAAAUUUUGAGUCGAACCUGAAGCGACAUUGCGCACGUUUUGAAAUGAUCAUUCCCAAACGCACACAAAUAUCCUUGGCGAUGCCGGGGCUAGAUCGUUUCGACUUGCACGCGAACGUUCACCACUUGCUACAAGAUCAAGACCCUUUCUGCAGUCGCCCACUCAACCUGUGCCAACAUGAUUUCACCACGAACGCGGCAGGUCUGUUUCAACGGCAUCUUGAAUUAGACACAGAUAAGCGGUUUCUUGUCUUGAGGUCGAACAGAGUCGAUGAUGGUUCCGACCACCUGGAGUCGAUCCGCUUGUCUUGGGAUGCUCCCACAAGCCAUCGCCUCUCAUCGAAGAGAUAG
This is a messenger RNA of Guillardia theta CCMP2712, 534 nucleotides long. RefSeq lists its product as hypothetical. The transcript has 3 exons. Bases 1 to 534 code for a protein of 177 amino acids. The record is from RefSeq and is a predicted model, not a curated record. NCBI's taxonomy places the organism in Eukaryota, Cryptophyceae, Pyrenomonadales, Geminigeraceae.